GAGCAGAUGGUCGUUCGUUUAAGGCGUUUGGCCGUCCAGAGGUGGCCGUUGGGACUAGAUGGCCGUCCACUUUGAGCAGAUGGCCGUCCAGAGGUUUCCGUUGGGGGCAAACAACCGUCCACCCUAGCCAAACGGUCGUCCAUGGGCGACCGUUAGGGGCAGAUGACCGUCCACUUAGAGCAGACGGCCGUCCGCCCCUGUUUUUUUUGCCUAUAAAUUUGGGCGCCCCAAAUGGCUCAUGA
Messenger RNA from Sphenostylis stenocarpa, 242 nucleotides. The record is from the annotation of a GenBank genome assembly. NCBI's taxonomy places the organism in Eukaryota, Viridiplantae, Streptophyta, Magnoliopsida, Fabales, Fabaceae.